AUGGCUCUCGACCCAUCAAGCGGCUAUGUAGCCGCAAGAAAUCUACAAGAUCUUAAUGAGAUUGCACUUCCAAUAUUUAACGUCGAGAAAGUACAACUACAAUUCUCUAUAGCCUCCGACUUUGUAGCGGCGCAAGUCGCAAACAAUGUCCUGGUUUUGGCACUUUCAGAUGGGAGGAUUCUAAGAAUCGACCUGGACAAUCCCGCAGAUAUAGAUGAUAUUGACCUACCUAAAAAGACCUCGGAGGUUGGAGUGAUACGGCGCAUGUUCCUCGACCCAACAGCUUCACAUCUGAUUAUAUGUACUUCACAAGGGGAGAACUAUUACAUUCAUACACAAUCCAGGCAACCUAGGCCUCUUUCUCGAUUGCGGGGUGUAUCGAUAGAAUGUAUUGCUUGGAAUCCUUCGUUACCUACAUCUUCGACCAGGGAGAUACUUAUUGGGACUUCCGAUGGAAUGAUUUAUGAAGGGUAUAUAGAAACUGCCACGGAAUUCUACAGGAAGGAGGACAAAUAUUUAAAAGCGCUUAUGAGGCUUCCGGACGGACCUGUUACUGGGCUCUGGGUGGACCUUGUCACUGGUAGACCUGACGCCAGAGAAGUCCGACGAGUAAUGAUAGCUACACAAAGUCGGGUUCUUCACUUAGUAGGCAAGAUUGGCCGGGUCGCACAUGAAGGGGGUGCAUCAAUAUUUACACGGCUUUUCGAGACGGAACAACCCACGAUUCAUGAAUUGUCUAGGAUAUCUACAACUGCAGCUUCUUCUCUUGUGGUGUCCCCAAAUCAUCCCGACUCAGCGUCCAUGGAAAGUCUAACCCCAGAUCGUACUUUCGCAUGGCUUUCGUCACAAGGUGUGUACUAUGGAACGUUAAUGACUACACCAGCCACCUCAGAUUUGGGCGCAAGAUUAUUUACCGAGGCAAAAUUGUUACCUAGGUCUCAAUUGCCGGCUUCGGAGAAUUCCAUGGGUCGCAAGAAGCCAGUUCCAGACUCAAUCGACUCUAUCGCGUUGACUCAGUGGCAUAUUCUUCAUCUGAUUGGUGGAAGGGUCGUUGCUGUCAAUCGACUAGAUGAUAGAGUAAUAUUUGAUCAAGUAGUCUUGGAACCUGGCCAGCAAGCACUUGGACUGUUCGCUGACCAAGAGAAGAACACGUUUUGGCUCUUCACUACACAAGAAAUUUAUGAAAUUGUUGUCACAGAUGAAGAUAGAGAUGUAUGGAAAGUUAUGCUACAGACCGAACAUUUUGACGCAGCGUUGCGUUAUGCCAGGGGCCCAGCUCAGAAGGAUGCUGUCGCUACAGCGUCUGGUGACUACCUCAUUAGUAAAGGUUCAUAUCUUGAAGCUGCGGGAGUAUACGGAAAGAGUAGCAAACCAUUCGAACAAGUUGCACUUAUAUUCGUUGACAAUGACCAACAAGAUGCUUUACGAAAGUAUCUUCUGACAAAACUUACGACGUACAGAAAGGCCUCGACAAUGCAGCGUAUUAUGAUUGCGAGUUGGCUGGUAGAAAUAUUUAUGUCAAAGCUUAAUUCCCUAGAUGAUACGAUCAUCACUAAAGCUGAAUUGUCUGAAAAUUUGAAUCCUACCGAGACUAGAAAUCAAUUAGACACAAUUCGAGCGGAAUACCAAGACUUUGUCACAAAAUACAAAACUGACCUCGACAAGAAGACUACGUACGACAUAAUCAGCAGCCAUGGCAGGGAGGAUGAACUCUUAUUCUUUGCCAGUGCUGUAAAUGAUUACAAUUAUGUUCUCUCCUACUGGAUACAGAGAGAGCGAUGGAAGGAGGCAUUGGAUGUGUUGAAGAGGCAAACAUCACCCGAAAUCUUCUAUCGAUAUAGCAGUGGACUCAUGACGCACGUAGCCACUGACCUUGUCGAUAUUCUAAUGAGGCAUCCAGACUUGAAGCCUCGGAAUCUUAUUCCUGCUUUACUGAACUACGAUAAGCAUUUUCAAGGGCCUCUGUCAAAAAACCAAGCCGUUCGUUAUCUCCUACAUGUUAUCAAUCACCUAAACUCAACGGAAGCUGCUGUACAUAAUACACUAAUAUCGAUUUAUGCCUCUCACCCAUCAAAAGAUGAAUCGGCUCUCCUCUCAUACCUCGAAUCGCAAGGUGAUGAUCCAAGUUUUGAUUCAGACUUUGCUCUUCGACUUUGCAUUCAACACUCGCGAGUUCAAUCUUGUGUACACAUCUAUAGCACCAUGGGGCAAUAUUUACAAGCUGUAGAACUCGCCCUCGCACAUUCGGAAAUAGAUCUCGCCUCUCUCGUUGCCGACCGCCCUCUUUCAAAUCCUCCACUACGAAAGAAGCUCUGGCUUGCAGUUGCCAAAAAAGUAAUAUCUCAAUCAAAUGGCAUCAAAACCGCCAUUGAAUUUCUCAAACGUUGCGAUCUUCUCAAAAUCGAAGAUCUCAUCCCUUUCUUCCCUGACUUCGUCGUAAUUGACGACUUCAAGGAAGAGAUCUGUGCUGCGCUCGAAGACUACAGUCGCAAUAUCGAUGCCCUCAAGAAAGAAAUGGACGAAUCUUCUCAAACGGCUACGAAUAUUAAAAUCGACAUCGCGGCUCUUGAUCAACGGUAUGCUAUUGUGGAACCAGGAGAAAAAUGCUACGUGUGCACGUUACCGCUACUGAGUCGUCAAUUCUUUGUCUUUCCUUGUCAACAUGCUUUUCAUAGUGAUUGUUUGGGUAAGCGAGUUAUGGAUCAGGUGGGUGUGGGUAGGGCAAAGAGGAUUAGAGAGGUACAGAUGUUGAUUAGUAAGGGAAUGGUUAUGGGUGCGAAGAGGGAAGCGUUGAUUGCUGAGUUGGAUGGUUUGGUGGCGAGUGCUUGGUGA
Sclerotinia sclerotiorum 1980 UF-70 is the source of this 2832-nucleotide messenger RNA. RefSeq lists its product as hypothetical. Gene Ontology annotation, biological process: vesicle-mediated transport; organelle fusion; vacuole organization. The coding region runs from base 1 to 2832 and encodes 943 amino acids. Gene Ontology annotation, molecular function: protein-macromolecule adaptor activity. The transcript is spliced from 2 exons. The record is from RefSeq and is a predicted model, not a curated record. Gene Ontology annotation, cellular component: endosome; HOPS complex. NCBI's taxonomy places the organism in Eukaryota, Fungi, Ascomycota, Leotiomycetes, Helotiales, Sclerotiniaceae.